Molecule: messenger RNA, 1388 nt
Organism: Acanthopagrus latus (yellowfin seabream)
Lineage: Eukaryota; Metazoa; Chordata; Actinopteri; Spariformes; Sparidae
Product: olfactory receptor 10G4-like
Exons: 4
Coding region: 257-1177 (306 amino acids)
Biological process (GO): G protein-coupled receptor signaling pathway
Cellular component (GO): membrane
Molecular function (GO): G protein-coupled receptor activity
Source: RefSeq, a predicted model, not a curated record
AUCACUGUUCACAGGGAUGAGGUUUUGAUGCCGGAGGUCCAGCACGUUGACAUGGUGUGGCUGAGUGAAUGGACAGGCUCUCAUGCUGGCACAUAACAGGGGGAUUCAGUUGCAGUCAGACAUCAGGAUGAAAUCGACUUCUGAACAUGUGUCUGCUGUGCUGUGUCACGUUCAAAUGCUCAUGACAGAAGAGGAUCUUUGAAACACGUGAAGGAUCAAAACCAUCUGUCAGGUGGAUCAAAAGGAGCUUCAUGUCAUGGACUUCGACUGUAACGUGACAACACUCAAGUCCCAGACGCAGAUCAACUCCACCGUCUUCCACCAGGUGAAGAUGGUCAGCAUGUGUGUGAGCUGCACCUUGAACACCGUGCUCAGUGUUCCUUUACUCCUGGUCAUCGUUCGCUCCCCGUCGCUCCUCAGACACACUCGCUUCCUGCUCCUCACACACCUCCUCUUGUGUGACAACCUCCAGCAGCUCCUCUGGACGAUCACAGCAGUCCUCUUGAGAUCCAGAGAGGGUAUACCCGUGACCCAGUGUCUGAUCUUCUGUGCUAUUAUCCAGGCCUGCUCAUUGGUGGACCUCUUCCUGAGCACUGCUCUGGCCGUGGACCGCUUUAUCGCUGUAAGGUGGCCCCUGCGCUAUGAAUCCCUCAUGGGUCGCCGGCGGAAGAGAACUGUCGCAGCCAUAUGGACCUCAGCAGUCGUGCUCAUAGGCGUGGCUUUGUGUAUCAACCUCAGCACCAUCCAGGUCGACUUCACCCUCCCCCGCUGUCGACCGCUCAUCAUGUCGCCCUGCCUGCCGAGGACGUCGGCCCUGGUGCUUUACUGCACGGUGGGCACUGCUGUGUUGGUGCCGCUCUGUUUUCUGACCAUCCUGGGAUGCUUCUGCCUGCUCUGCUGGGACAUCCACUCAGGACUGCCCUGCACCAGGAGGGCCUGUGUGACCCUGAGCCUCCAGGUUGCUCAGGCCAUUCUCUUCUCUGUCCCUGUGGUCACGAACAGCUACCUGAUCCCUGGCUACCUGCACAGCGACGCUCUCGAUAUCGCGACCACCAUCACUUACAACCUGGGGGUGUCGCUCAUCCCCCUGGUCUACGGCUACCGCUCACGGGAGCUGCAGCAAAGGAUGCUGCAGGCAGCACACUGGAACAAAGUCAACAACGGGAGUUUGUCAUAAAGGCUUAGAAACAUCCGCGGAGCUGCUAUUCAUGAAACUUCACGCGGCUGGAUAACGGGAGCACUGCUUCCUGUUUCCCACAUUUAUUGCGUCAUGCUUUGAAUGUACCUGAUUGUUUGAAACGCUGGCCUGCAUAGCCGAGUCAAUAUGCUGUGGUGCUGUGCGAGAUCUUCCCGUAAACCGUUUGCAUUUCAAAGACAAACCAUAUGCC